AUGUCUUCUUCCGUGCCCCCUCCCAAUCAGCCCCCGUCGAACCCAGAGAAACAGCCCGAUAACCCCUCGUCUAAAGAAGCAAGCCAGCAAGAUGCUGCAAUGGACACAGCGCCCGACCAAACAGAAGAAACUUGGGGCGACAUUCCGGAAGAUAUCAUGUCUCUCAACACCGAUGACAUCCUAACAAGAAUACGGCUCAUUGACAACGAUAUUAAGGUUUAUUGUGCACGCUUAAACACUCCCUAUUUACUCAACUCCGUGCAGGUGAUGCGCUCAGAAACAUUGCGAUUACAACACGAACAGAACGUUAUGAAGGAGAAAAUAAGGGAUAACGGAGAGAAGAUCAAACAGAAUAAAGUCUUACCCUAUCUCGUUGGAAACGUUGUAGAGGUGCAUAUGAUUUCCCACCUUUGUCUGGGUAUCUCACUCAAGCGACUACAGAUUCUUGACGUUGACCCCGAGGUAGAGGAAGACGGUGCUAUAAAGGAUUUAGACUCAAUGCGCAAAGGGAAAUGUGCCGUCAUCAAGACCUCCACUAGACAGACGGUCUUCCUCCCACUAAUCGGACUUGUUGCUGCUGAGAAACUCAAGCCCGGCGACCUUGUCGGAGUGAAUAAAGAUUCCUACCUUAUUCUUGAUACACUACCCGCCGAAUUCGACUCCCGAGUAAAAGCGAUGGAGGUAGAUGAGCGGCCAACGGAAACAUAUACGGAUAUUGGAGGCUUAGAGAAGCAGAUCGAGGAACUCGUUGAAGCUAUCGUGCUCCCAAUGGAACAGGCAGACAAGUUUAAGACCCUCGGGAUCCAACCUCCGAAAGGAUGUUUGAUGUAUGGACCUCCAGGUACUGGGAAAACCCUUCUAGCGCGUGCAUGUGCAGCACAAACGAAAGCUUGCUACUUGAAGCUCGCUGGCCCGUCGCUGGUUCAAAUGUUCAUCGGUGACGGCGCAAAGCUCGUCCGUGAUGCGUUUGCACUUGCAAAGGAGAAGGCUCCAGCUAUCAUCUUCAUAGAUGAGCUCGAUGCUAUCGGUACAAAGCGUUUUGACUCAGACAAGAGUGGAGAUCGUGAAGUGCAGAGAACUAUGCUCGAACUGCUAAACCAGCUCGAUGGGUUUAGUAGCGAUGAACGUAUCAAGGUCAUAGCAGCUACCAACAGAAUUGACAUUUUAGAUCCCGCUCUACUUCGUUCCGGCCGUUUAGAUAGAAAAAUCGAGUUUCCACUACCCAACGAAAAAGCCCGAGCACGUAUCAUCGAGAUUCAUUCUCGGAAGAUGACAUUGUCCGAAGAUGUAAACUUCGAAGAGUUGGCGCGCAGUACGGAUGAGUUCAACGCGGCACAGUUGAAAGCUGUGUGUGUUGAAGCCGGAAUGAUUGCGUUGAGAGAGGGCGCCAGCAAGCUUGGACAUGAACAUUUCUUAUCAGGGAUAGCAGAGGUGCAAAGUAAGAAGAAGAAUGACCUUAUGUACUUUGCAUAG
Messenger RNA from Marasmius oreades (fairy-ring Marasmius), 1473 nucleotides. RefSeq names its product 26S proteasome regulatory subunit 6A-A (gene PSMC3A). Gene Ontology annotation, cellular component: proteasome regulatory particle, base subcomplex. NCBI's taxonomy places the organism in Eukaryota, Fungi, Basidiomycota, Agaricomycetes, Agaricales, Marasmiaceae. Gene Ontology annotation, biological process: proteasome-mediated ubiquitin-dependent protein catabolic process. Bases 1 to 1473 code for a protein of 490 amino acids. The record is from RefSeq and is a predicted model, not a curated record. Gene Ontology annotation, molecular function: ATP binding; proteasome-activating activity; ATP hydrolysis activity. The transcript is spliced from 3 exons.